Molecule: messenger RNA, 4567 nt
Organism: Heterobilharzia americana
Lineage: Eukaryota; Metazoa; Platyhelminthes; Trematoda; Strigeidida; Schistosomatidae
Source: the annotation of a GenBank genome assembly
AUGUUCAAUGAACGCUUUAACCAACAGGCGAUAAACGAGCAUAAUCGACUUCGAGCACUACAUGGAUGUCCAGAACUUCAAUUAGAUGAAGAUUUGAUGCGUGCAGCACAAAAAUGGGCUGACAAUUUAGCCCGUAAUGAAAAAUUAUAUCAUAGUAAUCACAAUGGAUAUGGUGAAAACUUGGCAUUCAAAAUGUCCGCUGCACCUUGUCAAAUAACAGGAGAGGAGGUUUCACAAACAUGGUAUGGUGAAAUUGAUUAUCAUGACUUCAGUCAGUGCUAUCAUUCAAAUUCACGUCAUUUUACUCAAAUGAUAUGGAAGUCUACUACACAUGCUGGAUUCGGGUUAGCUUUUAGUGAAGACAAGACUAAAGCGUAUAUCGUUGGACGCUAUCUACCCGUAGGAAAUAAAGGUGAUUUUCGUUGGAAUGUACCACAGUUUCAAGGCCUAAGAAGAUCUGGUGAUAAUGAAAGUCGGUAUGGAGCAGAUAAUGGCAGUGUUAAAGGUUAUAAUGAAAAUAACGAGAAUACACGAGAAAACAGUGAGAAUACACGAGGCAAUAUGUAUUCAUUGGAUCGAUUCUCUAAUAGAUCAAGCCACAGACAAUCGUUCAGAGAGAGUCUUGGAUUGUCAGAAAGAUGCAAAUGUUAUUGGGAUCAUACACCGUAUGCUCCAGAAGGAAACUCUGUGAUAAAUGAUGAAAUACGUUCAAGAACAGGUUCAAUACGUAGUGGUGACUUUCAGCGUUCUCGGCCUACUUCAUUUUCAAACAAUGAUGAAAUACACUAUAAACCUGUAUAUACAAGAAGUGAUGAAGAUAUGCGUGGCAGAACACUCAGUGUUAACACUAAUACAAAUUCGGGGAAUCCAGAAGACCUGCAUGGUUCACUUUAUAGUCCAACAGUUAUCAAUCUGAAUUUUAUGAAUCCAGAUGAGUGUGUUACUGAAGUAACACAAUCUAAACCAACAGGUGAUUUUGCACCAAGCAAUCGUGUGUCUAUCAGAACAUCACUUAAACGCCCACCAAGAAGUUCUUCACCAGUGUCGAAUGGAUAUAAUUUCGAGAAGGAUAUCACAACUGGGAAGGAUAUUUCAAAUUGCGACAGUAAGUCUUCUCUUUAACUACUACAGUUCUUAAAAAAUUAAAUGUACUACAAUGGUUGAUUGCAGCUAGUUCUUAAUGACAAUCUUAUGGCUUAUUAUGCAUCUGAUAAGGACUACAUAAAAUAUUCAAGAACACAACAUCAAUAGUAUCGUGAAUAGCUCAGCAGUACAAUCACUGACUAAAGCACAGUGUCAUGAGAGUCCGAAUUUUACAAGAGUCCAAACGAUACAAUAACAGUGGACGAGAAAACAAACAUUACCUUAAAAUUAAACUGCAAAAACUGUAUAAAACACUACAUCGGAUAGAGUGGUCACUCCAUUCGCAUCCGUCUACAUCAGCACCAACCGGUAAUGAGGCGUCACGACAUAUCGUCAUUCAUAUCAAUGCAUGCGGACAACUGUGGACAUGAAUUUGAUUGGGAAAAUGGGGAAAUCCUGGAUAGAGGAAAUACGAAGAAUACCAGAGAAUUCGUAGAAGCUUGGUAUUCAGGUCAGUCAGCAGUCAACAGACAUAUUGACCCAAUCUAUAAACCGAUUAAAAACAACAAGCAGGUCGAAAUUCAGGUCAUCAGGCCAACGAAUCAAAAUGAACAUGAAGACGAUGACAAGAUCUAAGCAGAAACAAGCCAUCACACACAACGUCAUCAGGACAAACUAUUAAAUAGAUUGUGGAGGAACACUGACCGCUUACUUCUUUCUGAAGUUUGUGUUGAUGAUGUUGUCUAGAAGGACGCCGAAAGCUUCACGAUCAUACAGUUUAGAUCAGAAAAAAUAACGCUAUCAGUACAGGAAUCAAACGUCGAUCAGACUAGUCUGUCCAUCGCAUGAGUAGUAGCUUUUUCACAACCACUUUAUGAGUAAAUAUGCAGAAGGUAGCUAAACAGUUAUUAAGAAUAUAUUACUUUGUGAUACUAGUUUCCAAAAACGAAACAGGCCUUACUGGUUUUCAGAAGAAAGUUUGACACAUGUCUUUCCUUACUAACAUUGAAGUAUAUCCAAAAUAUUUGAGUGGCAGCAUAGCAAUAAGAUCGUUUGACUAGACUUUGAUGCCUUUCAUUGAAUAUGUCACAUAUUUUGAAUAGGCUAAUGUUGCUCAUCCUCAAAGUAGUAUGUUUCAGUCAGAGCAGAACGGUUAAGAAAAAUCACUCUAAAUAACGAUAAUCUUUCACUCAUUUUGUGAUUACUCAUGGUACAUCUAAACUACAAUACAACAUUACGGUUGUGAUGAAGAAUUACGAGAAGCGUCCUCUUUAGUGAUCAAUAUCCUUUUCAGUACAACCAUUUAUCUUAUUUCAUGGUAUGCUAAUCAUGCAUAAAUCAUGUCCAAAUCACCUUCAUAAUCAUAACUUUGAAAACAUCACACAUAAAUUCAAUGUGUUAUUUGGUCACUAUAACAUGUGCUUCAUGAUAAAGUCUGUAUUUGACCUGUCAUAAUGUCAGCCUAACUACCACUGUCGUCAAAGAUUUUAUUUAAAACGUUGACUUCAGUUUCGAUGAGUGUUUUCCACAAUGGGUAAACCAUAAAUAUUCAGUGUAAGAUGAAGAUAUAACUGAGACAUUUUUUUUUCUAAGAAGUGAUCAAGCAGUAACACUUCAUGCCCCUGUUAGUCUACUGUUUUCUAGUUUGUAAGAUAAUCAAAAUCGUCUGUCAUAUAAUUGUUAUCAAAAUCAUGCAAUCCGUAUCUAACAAGUUUUGAACUAUCGUUUUAAAUCUUGCAGAGGGUAGUUGUUCGAAUCUAUCAAGUAAGGUUAACACUUUUUGAUUUUAUCAGAAUGAAUCUAACUCAGAAUUCACAAGCAUAUGAAAUUUUUCUCUCUGGUUUACUUAUCUAUUUUUUAUAAGUGCGCACUGUUAGAUAUAUAUGUGGACUAAUGUUUUAAUAUAUCGCUAAAGUGGAUAACUAAAAGUGCGAUUAGAUCUCUUCCUUUUUUUCAAAAUCCGUUAACUUUUACAUGACUUCAUUGACAUGUCCACAAUACUGGUUUAAAAGCCUGUUUAGGAAUCAUGAUUUAGUUGUAAAAUGAUGAAGUUUAUAAUCACUACGGUGACACAUAUCUUAAACGAUAGUCUACAGGUCAUCUUCAGUUAUGAGAAAUCAAGAAAUACUCCGGUGACAGAAAGUCUUAUUAACUGAUGGCUAGAACUCACUCAGCCAAUUUGGCAACUGUUACUCUCUGGUGACUGAUCCAUAUGGAUCUAAAACCGUUUUGCGUACUCAGUAUUGCAACGGCUAGUUUUACUGAAAGACGAUUUGCAUAGCUGCUAUGACUGUGACCCCUUUCUGCUGCAAAACAUUAUUUUAAAGGUUUUUACCUGCAAUAAGCAUAAGUAUUAUGUUUUUUCAUAUGACAUUUGCAUCAGUAUACCCAAACAAAUUCACAUCUUCUGGUGUAUAUGAGUGUCUUGAAUUACCGCAUCCUAAUUUUCUAGUGCAAAUUUUACCACUAUUGCUUGGAAUUAGCAUUAUGAAAUCACUUUUCAUCUGAUAUAAUACCUGACAAACACGAAAAAAAGUAUGAGUAUUCACACAGAAGUCAAAACUCUGUACCUCCUGAAUCCAUACUUUUACAAGACAUGUUACUCAUUAAUAGUGACCUAUUUUGUCAGCUUUUCAAACUGUGAGUGAAAACACCUUAUUUCACCAUUCCCACCACUCGAAACGUCAUCCUGUUGAGGAUAGUGUAGCACAUGAGGUCUAUCAAAUAAACCUUCUGUGAAACCGAACUCUGUCAUAGUGCAUAAGUUUCUACAGUUAUAUUUUUAUGAAUAGUUUGCACAUGACCAAUCAGUUCAGUGGACAUCAUUUAGAAUUGGGAAGCCUGAAUAAAUCAGUAAUAACGUCUCUGAUCGGAGUAAUGUGUGAAGCUAGUUCGAGAAAACCAAUCCCCUAAGGUUUCAAAGAUCCCCUGCUGACAGUUAUCAUAAAGUGAAAAACUUAUGUCAAACAGGUUUUCUUUCCUAUUGCAUCCAAUCAUUUGACAGUACCAGAAAUCCAUUUCGAAUGACUUUUCAUCAGCAUGGAGUUAAGCAGGACUGUGUGAUACUUAGAUUGAGAUGACCAGACACAAUUCUGGUGUGAGCCGUUAUUAUGCUACCGUAAUUAAGUCCUAUGCAUGAUAUUCAGUUUGCUGUAAUUGACUGAAAAAUAUGCUAAAAAUAAAGCAGUGUUAAAUAAGAUGCCCACUCAGAAACGUCGAAGGCUCCAUGAAUGAAAACUACAUCAUAAAGGGGGAUACUAAUCCAUAUGAAAUGCUUUUUUAUUUGAAUUGUCACCAAAUAAGAAAGUAAUUCAGAAAGGAAUCAGUGAAUUAAAUUUAAAAGAAUGGGGAGUUAUAAUGAGGAAAAAAUAGUGAGUGGCCCAUGACUUCUCAUACAUCUUAUUCUAAUCAAAUCAUGCCAAACAUUGACUAAUGUGUUAUCGAUGAUGUUUUUAAUUUCAUUCAUUUACAAUAGAUUGCACGA